AUGAGAAGGAGAACGAGGCAAGGAGAAGGAGGCAAUGAGAAGGAGAAGGAGGCAAGGAGAAGGAGGCAAGGAGAAGGAGGCAAGGAGAAGGAGCCCGAGAGGGCUGUCGCCUCUCCGGCUGAGAAGCCCGAGAGGGCUGUCGCCUCUCCGGCUGAGAAGCCCGAGAGGGCUGUCGCCUCUCCGGCUGAGAAGCCCGAGAGGGCUGUCGCCUCUCCGGCUGAGAAGCCCGAGAGGGCUGUCGCCUCUCCGGCUGAGAAGCCCGAGAGGGCUGUCGCCUCUCCGGCUGAGAAGCCCGAGAGGGCUGUCGCCUCUCCGGCUGAGAAGCCCGAGAGGGCUGUCGCCUCUCCGGCUGAGAAGCCCGAGAGGGCUGUCGCCUCUCCGGCUGAGAAGCCCGAGAGGGCUGUCGCCUCUCCGGCUGAGAAGCCCGAGAGGGCUGUCGCCUCUCCGGCUGAGAAGCCCGAGAGGGCUGUCGCCUCUCCGGCUGAGAAGCCCGAGAGGGCUGUCGCCUCUCCGGCUGAGAAGCCCGAGAGGGCUGUCGCCUCUCCGGCUGAGAAGCCCGAGAGGGCUGUCGCCUCUCCGGCUGAGAAGCCCGAGAGGGCUGAAGUGCAAGAAGGCAGACCUGCUGGUUGCACUGACGUGGCAAGACUGGCUGCUCAGGUGUCACUGAUGCACCUGAAAGUGACCAAUCACAACACCGUCAUCAAGAAGAAGGCUGAAGAGUUUGACUCAACAGUGGUGGUUGAACAGCAUCGAUCACUGGACAGUGCAGACAGGCUGGUGCAGGAGGUACAGCCAGCAUGCAGUGCUUUGGUGGUUACAGCCAAGCUUGCACUUUGUAAGGGCACUGCCUCACAACUGUCGUCUGGAAGGCUGUCCAAACUUUCAGACCAGGACACCAGACCAACACCAGUUUUUUGA
Schistocerca nitens (vagrant locust) is the source of this 918-nucleotide messenger RNA. Its product is annotated as transcriptional regulatory protein AlgP-like. The transcript is spliced from 3 exons. The coding region runs from base 1 to 918 and encodes 305 amino acids. Lineage: Eukaryota; Metazoa; Arthropoda; Insecta; Orthoptera; Acrididae. The record is from RefSeq and is a predicted model, not a curated record.